AUGAAGGAUAAUGGAUAUCCGAUGCCUCCCUGGGAACUUCUAUCUCCCGCAACUGCUCCUCCAAUCCUGACAUUCGACGAACCUACACUAGAGAGAAUAUCUCUCGCAUCCGCCAACGAGCCUCAAAACGACACUUACCCUUCUCCAGCAAUGACACAGCCUAUUGGCCAGAUGUGCUCUCCAGAGGGCCGGUGGAACUGCAUGACAACUUCAUUUCAGCGGUGCGCCAGUGGCAGCUGGAGCAUUGCUUUCCCGUGUGCAGCGGGAACAAUUUGCCAACCUUUUGGCUUGACGGACUACAUCACCAUCGAGUAUGCGCCGACUGCGAAUAACGGCCAUGCGGGUGAUGGGAGGACUGGCGACGGCCAUAAUGAUGAUAGGAGUGGGAGAAGGAGUUUUGGGCUUCGAAACACGCCUAAUCUGGUUUUGCUGUUCACGGCGUUGGCAGCGGGAGUUUCUUGGGGUAUCCUUGGGUAA
Trichoderma gamsii is the source of this 477-nucleotide messenger RNA. RefSeq lists its product as hypothetical. The record is from RefSeq and is a predicted model, not a curated record. The transcript has a single exon. NCBI's taxonomy places the organism in Eukaryota, Fungi, Ascomycota, Sordariomycetes, Hypocreales, Hypocreaceae. The coding region runs from base 1 to 477 and encodes 158 amino acids.